Molecule: messenger RNA, 903 nt
Organism: Talaromyces atroroseus
Lineage: Eukaryota; Fungi; Ascomycota; Eurotiomycetes; Eurotiales; Trichocomaceae
Exons: 2
Coding region: 1-903 (300 amino acids)
Biological process (GO): glutamate metabolic process
Molecular function (GO): D-glutamate cyclase activity
Source: RefSeq, a predicted model, not a curated record
AUGUCUCCAACGCGUGAGGAAAUCGCAAAACUCGCCUCAUCCCCCGCCCACGAGGCUCGUCUACUAUGCCGUCACAACCUCGUAGACACAACAUCAGGUCUGGCCGGCGACUACGUGCAAGCAAACCUGGUGAUUCUACCAUCCGCAUACGCAGACGAUUUCCGCAUGCUCUGUGCCCGCAAUCCGGUGCCAUGUCCCAUUCUUGGCGCGACGCCAGUCGGAAACCCUAAAAGGAUCAUACCAGACGCAUGCAUUUCAUCAGACAAGGACGAUUUCGAUAUUCGUACUGAUUUUCCCUGCUACCAUGUCUUUAGCACAAUAGAGAGCGAUGGCAAGAAAAAGGUCAUUAUUGAAAAGAAGACGAAUCUUCUCAAUGACUGGACAGACGACCACAUAGGAUUUCUGAUUGGGUGUUCAUUCUCGUUUGAGCAGGCGCUCAGCCAGCGAGGUCUGCGACUGUGUCAUCAGGAAGACAACAAAGUGGUGGCUAUGUACCAGACAAAAAUUCCGCUACUCCCCGCUGGCAUCUUUCAUGGCAGCGGGUUUGUCGUCAGUAUGCGCACGUUUCAGCCCGAGGAGGUCGAAUUAGUUAGAGACAUAACCAGGCCGUAUCUAGCAGCUCACGGAGAGCCGGUGGCUUGGGGAUGGGAUGGAGCGCAAAGUAUUGGUGUUGAAGAUAUUAACAAGGUGAACUAUGGUGAUGCGCAAACCAUUCGAGAAGGAGAAAUUCCGGUCUUUUGGGGCUGUGGAGUCACACCUCAAUUUGCAGUCGAGAAAGCGCUUGAACGAGAUGCGAUCAAAGGUACAGUAAUGUCGCAUCAGCCGGGGCGUAUGCUGGUCACGGAUUGGAAGAUUGUUGAUUUUUUAAAGUACACUCAAGAGCAACUGGGGUUGAGUAGGUGA